Hordeum vulgare subsp. vulgare (domesticated barley) is the source of this 920-nucleotide messenger RNA. RefSeq lists its product as uncharacterized. The record is from RefSeq and is a predicted model, not a curated record. NCBI's taxonomy places the organism in Eukaryota, Viridiplantae, Streptophyta, Magnoliopsida, Poales, Poaceae. Bases 207 to 476 code for a protein of 89 amino acids. The transcript has a single exon.
UAGGGUUCGAAUUUGCAUCUUCUUUUCUUUUUAGCUGGCGAGUGGAGUGGAGUGGCGCCUCCCUCUAGAUUUUCCGCCUAUAAAUACCACCCCUGGGCAAGCCUUGUGGAGAGAAAUCUACCACCUCUCUCCAUCUCCCUCCCGGCCUGCACACACAAGCAUCGAAGACUUCUCUGCCUUCUUCCUCCGCCAGUCUUCUUUCUGCCAUGAAACCCCCUCACUUCACCGGGGAGGCCGCGGCCAGCGCCUCAUGGGCUCACGAGGUCAAGCAGGCCCUCCGUGACAAGCUCCGGUGGACACCCCCCGCGGGCACCACGGGUACCGGCGGCGGCGCCGCGAGGCCGCCGCCGGCCUCCUCGGCUGUAACCGCCGAGCCGGCGGCGCAGCCUCCCCACGGCGCCGACUGCCGGGGCUUGGCCGCCGCCGAGGACCCCAUCAGGAGGGUCAUGUUCUUGGCCCCAUGGGGCCACACAUAAACGAGAAAGAACGCAUGCAUGCGUAGGCCGGCCAUGUCUUGUCUUGGCCGGAUCUGCAACUGCACCUGAACAAAAACCAUGGAGUACUACAUACAUAUAUAUAUGUGGCCAUGCAUAUGAACCAUGAACAUGAACUCAUCAAGGACUAAUGAAAAACUAGAUCGAGAUGGGGCAUGAUCCGAGAGAGAUGUGCUUGAGUAAGUAGUUUAUGUUUCUCUUGGCGGUCGAGAUGCAUGGGGAGAGCUCGCCUGACGGGUUCGUGCCUGCAUGUGGGUGUUGCUGCCUGCCUGGGUUGAAGCUGCGCAAGAGCUGCAGCUUUGUUGUAGCCAUGAAGGCAUGAACCUGUUUUUUUGUUUCUCUCCACAGUCUGUACCAAGAGCCUGUGAAAAGCUAUGUGUGUAUGAAUGAGACUAUGAGCUAGUAAAAAACUCCUCCUUUUUUCCA